This is a messenger RNA of Spinacia oleracea (spinach), 2732 nucleotides long. RefSeq lists its product as uncharacterized. NCBI's taxonomy places the organism in Eukaryota, Viridiplantae, Streptophyta, Magnoliopsida, Caryophyllales, Amaranthaceae. Gene Ontology annotation, molecular function: GTPase activity; translation initiation factor activity; GTP binding. The record is from RefSeq and is a predicted model, not a curated record. Gene Ontology annotation, biological process: translational initiation. Gene Ontology annotation, cellular component: cytoplasm. The transcript is spliced from 8 exons. The coding region runs from base 234 to 2423 and encodes 729 amino acids.
UCAAAUGAAGAACAAUGAGCCAUCAGAUAAAAUUACCGACUAAUGAUCCCUGUUUUCAUUUUUAUUACCAACUAUUAAACCUAGUGGCAAACGGUAUUCUUUUUUAUCCUCUGAAGUCUACACUGGUUCUCUCCUAACCGAAGUGUUCAUCAACGUUUGAAGCGAAUCUCCAUAUCCAGGGUUGAUAUUUAUUUGGUUAUUAACAAUUGGCGGAUCGCCUGAAUUACAUUUGAAUGGCUUGGAGGAGGGUGUCUGGUAGAAAGGUAACUUACAUUGCAAAUCUAGAAAACGCUUUGGCUAUUCCCGUCCCUGGGGGUGCAUUGGCGUCAAGAUCUUACUCCAAUCAUGCUAGUAGGUCAAUCAUAGAAUCAGAGAUAUGGAUGUCAGGGUCAUUAGACAAGCUACAGUUUCUUGGUGGUCUCAGUCCGAAGGCGUUGACUCGACGGCCUUUAGUGCGGCAUUUUCAUGCGAGCCUCCAGCUAUUGGCUAAAAAAAAAGAUGAGUCAUUUGGUUUGAAGACUGCCCGAAGAGAGAAGUACUAUGUGAAGAAGGCAGGGAAGACACAACCUCCUGUCGAUGCCCCGUACGUGCCUCCUACAGUUAAAAAGAAUAUCAAGCAAGUGCCAGAUAAAACAAUUGAUAUAUUUGAAGGCAUAACGGUUGCUGAGCUUUCCAAGUGCACUGGAAAAUCAAUACAUGCUCUUCAGGAUAUCCUGAUAAAUGUCGGGGAAAGGGCUUGCUCAGAGUUUGACUCCCUUAGCAUUGAUGUUGCAGAACUGGUUGCCAUUGAAGUUGGUGUUCACGUGAAGAGACUACACUCUAAUGAAGGUUCAGAAAUCUUGCCAAGGCCCCCGGUUGUGACAGUAAUGGGUCAUGUUGAUCAUGGUAAAACUUCCCUUUUGGACGCAUUACGACAAACAUCCCUGGCAGCUAAAGAAGCUGGUGGUAUAACUCAACAUGUCGGUGCGUUUGUUGUGAGCAUGCAGUCAGGGGCAUACAUCACAUUUCUGGAUACACCAGGUCAUGCUGCUUUCAGUGCUAUGCGAGCUAGAGGUGCUGCAGUCACUGAUAUAGUUGUCUUGGUGGUUGCUGCUGAUGACGGAGUAAUGCCACAAACGCUAGAAGCCAUGUCACAUGCUGUAGCUGCAAAAGUUCCAAUUGUAGUUGCAAUAAAUAAAUGUGACAAGCCGGGUGCAAACCCUGAAAGAGUUAAAGUGCAGCUUGCCUCGGAGGGUUUGGGUUUAGAAGAGAUGGGUGGGGAUAUUCAAGUGAUUGAAGUAUCUGCAAAACAAAAUACUGGAUUAGACAGUUUGGAGGAGGCUUUGCUUCUCCAGGCUGAGAUGAUGGAACUCAAAGCACGUGUUGAUGGACCUGCACAAGCCUAUGUGGUGGAAGCAAGACUUGAUAAAGGGCGUGGUCCGCUUGCCACUGCUAUAGUCAAGGCAGGGACGUUAGUUUGUGGUCAGUAUGUAGUUGUGGGUGUAGAGUGGGGUCGUAUAAGAGCUCUCAGGAAUAUGAUAGGGAAGUUAACAGAAAAGGCAAACCCUGCAAUGCCCGUUGAGAUUGAAGGACUGAAAGGUCUUCCAAUGGCUGGUGAUGAUAUUGUUGUUGUAGAGUCUGAGGAGAGAGCAAGGAUGCUUAGUGCGGGUAGAAAGAAAAAGCUAGAGAGAGAUCGACUUCUGAAGAUUGAACAGGAGAGGUCAGAAAUUGCUUUGCCCUCAGAGGAGGAGGAAACUGAAAAGGUUGAAAUGGUUGAAUUGCCUAUCAUAGUAAAAGCAGAUGUCCAGGGAACUGUUCAAGCUGUUACAGAUACGUUGAGAAGUUUGACUAGCCCUCAGGUCCUUGUGAAUGUAGUUCAUGUUGGAGUGGGUCCUAUAUCUCAAUCUGAUCUGGACUUAGCUAAAGCUUGUAAAGGCUGUAUUGUCGGGUUCAAUAUUCGUAGUCCGCCUAGUUCCAUCACCCGAGAAGCCAAGCAGGCCGACAUAAAGCUAGUACUGCAUAGUAUAAUCUACAACCUGUUGAACGAAGUUGGUGCUUUGAUAGUAGAAAAAGCCCCAGGAACACCCGAGAUACAGGUGGCUGGGGAAGCACAGGUGCUUAGUAUUUUCGAGAUCACUGGUAGAAGCAAGGCUAAAGGCGCUGAUGUUAAGAUUGCAGGUUGUAAGGUAAUAACGGGUCACGUAGCCAAGUCUUCAACUAUGAGGCUUUUAAGAAGUGGAGAAGUUGUUUUUGAGGGAACUUGUGCAUCACUCAAGCACGAUAAGCAAGAUGUGGAAAAGGUUUUGAAGGGAAUUGAGUGUGGUGUUGUCAUCCAAGAUUGUUUCGAAUUUCAGAUCGGUGAUGUAAUACAAUGCUUGGAGGAAAUCAGACGUAAGCCCACGUUUAUAUCAUCAAACAACGGCGUUUUUCGAAUUGAAUGCUGAUAUUUAAACAUAGCUAAAUUGGAGGGGUACUCUGGAUAAACAAAAGGGGAGUCGGAAUUUUUUAACGAUAUUGUUACCUGGCUAAUUUUCAGUUGUUUUUAGUUUAUGAUCUACCUUAUACUGGUUGACUGGGCAUACAUACAUUGAAGUUUGAUUAAUAGGGUUGAUUAGGAAUUUUGGCAUCCUUAGUUUGGAGAGUGGUAAUUAAAUCAAUUGUAUAUAAGAGAUGUAACUCAACUGAUUCUAGAUAACUGUUGCAUUUUACGGCUUUGCUGUUUCGAUCAAUAUUUGGUCUUAUACAAUGUUCAA